This is a messenger RNA of Vitis riparia (riverbank grape), 846 nucleotides long. RefSeq names its product transmembrane emp24 domain-containing protein p24beta3-like. Lineage: Eukaryota; Viridiplantae; Streptophyta; Magnoliopsida; Vitales; Vitaceae. Gene Ontology annotation, biological process: endoplasmic reticulum to Golgi vesicle-mediated transport; Golgi organization; intracellular protein transport. Gene Ontology annotation, cellular component: endoplasmic reticulum; Golgi apparatus; COPII-coated ER to Golgi transport vesicle. The record is from RefSeq and is a predicted model, not a curated record. The transcript is spliced from 4 exons. The coding region runs from base 60 to 692 and encodes 210 amino acids.
CUCUCCUCAGGCCAUUGCAGACCCUUUCCUCUCUGAAAAACUCAAAAAGCAAAUCUCCAAUGGAGCUAAGAAGAAGCUUCUUCACAGCGCUGGGGUUCGUUCUGAGCUUUUUCAGCCGUGGAUGCUCUCUUUCAAUCACCGUGAGCAACAUGGAAUGUGUCUCCGAGGCCGUUCACUUUGAAGGAGACACCGUUUCUGGCUACUUCGUUGUUAUUGAUCACGACAUCUUUUGGAACUCCGAUCACCCCGGAAUCGAAUUCACUGUAACAUCUCCGGGAGGCGCCAUAGUGCAUGCUCUGAAGGGAACAUCCGGAGAAAAAUUUGAGUUCAAGGCCCCACAAAGUGGAACAUACAAAUUUUGUUUCAAUAAUCCAGUUGCUACCCCAGAGACUGUGUCUUUCUACAUACACGUUGGCCACAUCCCGAAUGAGUAUGAUUUAGCUAAAGAUGAACAUUUGGACCCUGUGAAUGUGAGGAUCACCGAGCUGAGGGAGGCCCUGUUGUCUGUCGCAGCCGAGCAAAAGUAUUUGAAAGCCCGGGAUGCUAGGCACCGUGCUACAAAUGAAAGCACCCGAAGGCGUGUGGUCUUCUACACAUUGGCAGAGUACAUUUUGUUGGCAGCUACAAGUGGGCUUCAAGUGGUAUACAUUCGUCGUCUAUUUAGCAAGUCAGUCGCAUACAAUAGAGUUUAAACAUCAACGCCAAAUCUCUUCAUACUAUCUUUCAUGAAUCAUGAAAAUAGUUGGUAUUAGGAUUUUUCUUGAAUUGAGUCUUACAUUUAAUUUAUUAGUUUUAAUUUGGAUAUUAUAGUAAGUCCAAAAAUAUAAUAAUUAUAAAUAUUUGGAC